AUGUCCGGGAAUCACGCAUUGGUAUUCGGUGCCUCCGGUCUGGCCGGUUGGGCCGUUGUCGACGAGCUACUUUCCAAUUACCCCGCACACGGCACCUUCAGGAAAGUCACAGCAUUGGUGAAUCGCCCUCUGAAGCUUGAAGAUUCCUGGUGGCCGGCACCGUCUCCAGAUCGGCCGGAACUGGAGCUGAUUGCCGGAGUCAAUCUGCUCAACGGAUCCGUGGAGGAAUUCACCGCAUUCUUGAAAGAUAAGGUCAAGGAUGUCGGCGCUGUCACGCACGUUUUCUAUUUCGCAUACAAGCAGGAAGAUGACUGGAGCGUCGAGACCCGCGUCAACACUGGCAUGUUUGAGCGUGUUGUCGGCGCCGUCGACACACUCGCCCGAGGAUUGAAGUUCUUCGUCUUCCCAAGCGGAACCAGGGGCUACGGCAUCCACGUUCCCGGCGGCCUGCACAAAGCGCCCCUCGUCGAAACCAUGGACCCGCUACCCGAGCCCUACCGCAACAACGUCUUCUACUACAACUACCAGUCCAUCCUGCGCACUGCCAGCGCUGACAAGCCCUGGACCUGGGCCGAAAUCCGGCCCGACGCCAUCAUCGGCUUCUCCCCCACCGGCAGCACCUACAACCUGACCGCGCACUGGGCGUCCUACCUCAGCACCUACGCCCUCAUCCACGGGCGCGGCGCGCGCGUGCCCUUCCCAGGCACUGUGGCCGGCUGGGCCGACGCGCCCUCCAACGACGCGUCGUCUGCCAUCAUCGCCCGCGCCGCUAUCUGGGCCAGCCUGAACCCAGCCGUGUCCUCUGGACAACUCUUCAACAUCGCUGAUGAGGAAAAGGCGCUGGCGAUGAGUGAGCGGUGGCCGCGGUUGGCGGCUUGGUUUGGGUUGGAGGGGGUGGGGCCGGAGGAAGGAGAGGGGGAGGAAGGGGAGGAGGUGUUGAGGCCGGGGAAGUUUGUGGAGAGGCAUCGGGGGGUGUUGGAGAGGGCGGGGGUGAAGGGGGGCGCGAGGGUGUGGCAGCGGGAGGCGCUGGAUACGGUGGGGGAGUGCUAUGGGUUUGAUCGGAGGUUGGGGUUGGGGAAGAUUCGGGCGGCGGGGUUUACGGAGGAGAGGGAUGCGGUGGGGUCGUGGUGGAGGGCGUUUGAGCGGUUUAGGGAGGCGGGGAUGAUUGUUUGA
Messenger RNA from Lasiodiplodia theobromae, 1173 nucleotides. Its product is annotated as Sirq protein. The transcript has 4 exons. The coding region runs from base 1 to 1173 and encodes 390 amino acids. NCBI's taxonomy places the organism in Eukaryota, Fungi, Ascomycota, Dothideomycetes, Botryosphaeriales, Botryosphaeriaceae. The record is from RefSeq and is a predicted model, not a curated record.